AUGGCACUCCUAAUCAGGUAUUUAACAACAUUUGUUUUGUUAUUUAAAUGUGUGUAUGGUGUUCGCAAUGGUACUACUUGCCACAUCCCACACAACGUGGACAAAUGUGCCUAUGUUCAAUCUCAUUGUGACAACAGCAUCUUUGACAUCUCCAGAUUUUAUUUCUGUACCGUUGUAGAGCAACCACAUGCGACUGUGUUAUUCAACUUUGGAUUACUCUCCCUUUUGGGACUUCUGUUCCUUGGUUUAGGUGUCAUUACGUCCGAAUACUUGUCUCCAAAUUUACAAGAAAUUUCGGCUAUGCUGAAGUUGGAUCAACGAAUAGCAGGCUUGACCCUUUUAUCCGUGGGUAACGGAACUCCAGAUCUUUUCUCUACGUACACUGCUAUGAACACAGGAUCUAUCACAUUAGCAAUUGGCGAUCUAUUGGGUUCUGCGACCCUGGUUUGCACGGUUGUUAUAGGACUUAUGGGAAUAUUUUCAUCCUUUUCGGUUCAUCGAUCCGCUUUCCUGAUGGAUUUUGUCCUCUUUUUCGUGUUGUUAACGCUCUCAAUAUGGUUCAUUCAUGAUGGAAAGUUGACUGCUGGAGAAUGCAUUCUUAUGAUUGGUCUUUAUGUGUCUUAUAUCAUAUACGUGCUUUUGCAAAGACCUGAGUCGGAAUAUCUUCAAGUCCUAGAUGCCGAAUCACAGCGAGCGUUGACCCCAAUUUGCUCAAGCACAGAUCCUUCUACAAGAAAACUUUGGGAUCAUUUGAAUAAGCUUAUAACUCAAGGUCAACAGAUGAGACUGUCAGUUUAUGAUGCUCUGCGCUUCUUGUCUAUUGAAGUUGAUACCAAUUAUGGAAGUAAUGUUCCAAGACCCGCCUCAGGUUCGUUACCAAUAUCCGCUCCUGAGACACCUCAGUUUCAGCGCUCAUAUUCUUCGACCUCACAUUUCAAAGCACCUGCAGUUGAAUCUGAUGAAGAGCUAGCAGAUGACGAGGUUCCCAGCGUUGAUAUAGUAGCUCCUCAACCAGUUUGCCAAGUUCCCCAGAUUCAUCUGGAGUCGAUAGAAUCUGAUGUUUCCCAUCUUGAAGAUCAAAACGAAAAAAUGAAUGCUUUUAUUGCCAUAUGUACUCAUAUCAUCAAAAAGAAUGGAGAGUUUGACUUUAAAAAAAGAAAAUGGACUUCUUUACUACGGCUAUUCAGUUUCCCAAUCAUUCUAAUAUUCUCACUUACCAUUCCUAUACCAGAUGCAGACAAUAACCUUUUCAUCAUCAAUUUGGCGUUGACCCCACUACUAUUGCUGAGAAGACUAACUUAUGAUGUGAUGAUCCUAGCAUUAUUUUUACCCGUUCUUUUUGUGACUGCUCAUGAGUUUCUUUCCAAAACUUCCAUAAAGAGAAUCAUCUCUAUCAUUGGAUUCAUCAAUUCCCUGGUGUUUAUAACGAUACUGACCUCAUCUGUAGUCACGAUCCUAAAGAAUUUUGGCAUUAUUCAUCAUAUCAAUGAAACUGUUCUAGGUCUGACAUUGAUGGCAUUAGGGAAUUCAAUUGGCGAUAUCAUCAGCAAUGUCACACUAGCCAAAAUAGGCCUUCCUCAUACAGGUUUGAGCGCAUGUUUUGGCUCGCCCCUACUGUACAUCCUGUUAGGAAUAGGAAGUAAUGGCUUGUUUCUCAUGGCCAAAAAUGGGAAAAGCAGCAUUGAGUUCGAAGUGGAUAAGAGUUUGGAUUUUAGCACAAUAGGACUAAUGGCUGUGCUCUUGCUCUACAUCAUCAUUAUGAUCACACAUGAUGAGCUACGUAUUAAUAAAAGUCUUGGGGUAGUUUGUGUGUUAUGGUGGGUAUUUAUAACAGGUGUAAAUGUAUUAUAUAAGUAA
Komagataella phaffii GS115 is the source of this 1857-nucleotide messenger RNA. RefSeq lists its product as uncharacterized. The record is from RefSeq and is a predicted model, not a curated record. Gene Ontology annotation, molecular function: monoatomic cation transmembrane transporter activity. Bases 1 to 1857 code for a protein of 618 amino acids. Gene Ontology annotation, cellular component: membrane. Gene Ontology annotation, biological process: intracellular calcium ion homeostasis; transmembrane transport; monoatomic cation transport. The transcript has a single exon. Lineage: Eukaryota; Fungi; Ascomycota; Pichiomycetes; Pichiales; Pichiaceae.